CUGACUGUAAAGAUGGUAGAUGAAGCUGGUGACAGGGAUGAUUCCUCAAGUGUCGCCAUCAUCAAGGAGGUGUACGAUAAUGAAAAUGCACAUGAAACAUUUGAAUAUGAAUUAGAAAGAGCAUUAGAAUCUGAAUGCAGCUUAAUUGCUAUUGAACCAUCUAAACUUGGUGAUGAAACCUCCAGAUGGAUAGCAGUAGGAAAUUGUCUUCAUAAGACUGCAGCACUGUCUGGUCUGGCUGCCAUAACCACAGGUCUGAUUUGGGGUGACCGGCCCUAUAUUUGUGGUCCACUAGGUUUCAUAUCUGUAAUAUCUUGUGGACUUUAUACUGUUUCUUGGCAAUUUGAUCCCUGUUGCCAAUAUCAAGUUGAGACAGACACAAGUAAACUACCGCAUCUAGAAUACUUAGCUGCAUUAGGAACAUCAUCUCCAACAUUUCUUGUGAGAAAAGAUGAUACGAGGAGAAGAAUUCUUCAUACAACUAUUACAUUGGUAGCAUUCAGCAUCAGUGCCUGGAGAGUUUAUCAGGCAUUUAAGUGAAAUGUUUACUCUCCAGAAAGAAAGAAUCUAAGUUGUAAAAAGCAGUAAGGUGGAUGCUGAUUUUACAAUAAAAGAGGAUAUACAUAACAAAACAAACUAAGAACAGCCUUUUCUAAGAACAUUUUUACUGUAACGCACGAUGUUUCUUAAGGCUCCACAUUGUUACUCUAUGAUCUCCAUCUUGUUGAUUAUAUCACAGUUAAUAUUAACGCAAAAAAGACACGGUCAUAUUCACACAACCACUUAAGUGAAACAACUACCAAUAUAAGUGUUCUUAGAGUUAUGCAAAAUUACAACCUUACA
Molecule: messenger RNA, 843 nt
Organism: Habropoda laboriosa
Lineage: Eukaryota; Metazoa; Arthropoda; Insecta; Hymenoptera; Apidae
Gene: Pmi
Product: transmembrane protein 11 homolog, mitochondrial
Exons: 4
Coding region: 13-540 (175 amino acids)
Biological process (GO): inner mitochondrial membrane organization
Cellular component (GO): mitochondrial inner membrane
Source: RefSeq, a predicted model, not a curated record